This is a messenger RNA of Daldinia decipiens, 2385 nucleotides long. RefSeq lists its product as uncharacterized. Gene Ontology annotation, cellular component: vacuolar transporter chaperone complex; fungal-type vacuole membrane. Gene Ontology annotation, biological process: polyphosphate metabolic process; microautophagy; vacuolar transport. Bases 503 to 1909 code for a protein of 468 amino acids. The transcript has 3 exons. Lineage: Eukaryota; Fungi; Ascomycota; Sordariomycetes; Xylariales; Hypoxylaceae. The record is from RefSeq and is a predicted model, not a curated record.
GCUUCGUCUCGGCGUGCAUCUCAUUGCAAGAUUUCGUACAUAUGUACGUUGGGUUAGGUACUUACGCUACUUACAUGUGCGUGUACAUAGGUACCUACCAAAAGCAACAAGGCAGGCACAUAGCACCAGAACGACUGUAUCUACCCGCCGAAACAUUGAACAUUGAUAACGUCAUAUAAUUGCGCAUGGAAUAAUCGACGGUCUAAAUCAUUGAAAGUUCCGACUUCUCCCCGCCAUCUAGAUAUUCUUAUCUACUACCAUAGGUACCAGGUACUUACCUAUUACCUACAACUAUUGCCCCGAACAGUUACCCCGAGCAAACAAGUAUCUAUCCAACGAUUCCAGUCCAAUCUUUUCCCCCUUCCUCCUCUUAUAUACGCAGACGAAUAAAUUCAAUUCGUAUUAUAUAGGCAAGAGGUGGUAUUGCGAAUCAUCCCUUACCGAAAAAACAGCCGUAACGGCUAUAUAAUCGCCGUGGCGCUUUCGAAUUGGUAGAGUAACGAUGAAAUACGGGGAACACUUUGAAGAAGAGUCGGUCCCGAGCUGGAGUCUGCAUAAUAUCGACUACAAUUCGCUGAAGCACCAGAUCAAGGUGCACACCACUAAAGACCAGGCAACCGCAAUUGCUAUCCCUGGCCAGCAGGACCAUGCCCUGAAGAGAUUUGAGGACGCCUUCUAUAUCGAACUCUGCAACCAGCACAAUCGCGUUGGUCUCUUCGUUACGAGCAAAGCCGACGAGAUCUCAAGACGACUAUGUCACCUCUCCGACUCGAUACACCAAGUCAUAGUACGAUGUAACAACGACGGUGGAGUGUCGCCUAAGCGGCAACGACGACUCGCUAAAUACGCAUUACAAGUUGACGAGUGCGACGACGACAUUAAGGCAUUGAGCCGAUUUGUCAAUGCCCAGGUUAUCGCGUUCCGCAAGAUACUCAAGAAAUACAGGAAAUGGACUGGCUCGACAACGUUAAGUAGUCGUUUUAAAGAGAAUAUCCUCAUGUCACCCAAGAGCUUCACGAGGCGCGACUUUCAUCCCUUACGACUACAUCACCGAGAGUUGCUCGCCACCUUAGAUGCCGCCACUCCCGACCUGAACUCCCUCCAGAUCGAGCGCCAGAAAGUGAAGUUGCGAUUCGAACAACGCGCCGAGAGUCGCCGAUCUUCGCAGACACAAUCCCCGAAACCUGCAUCCAUUAAUACGCCAGGCGGUUCGUCGAUGACGUAUUGGAACGAGUACGACCACGGGAGCGAGGCGGGUGAUCACGACGAGGAACGGGGAUACGCAAUCUAUAUCGACCCGAACGCGAGCGUCGACUUCCCAGGCUUUGUGUAUAUCAAAAUGAUUUUCACUGUCCCGGUAGACAAGGUUCGGCACUGGCUGAAAACGCGCACGCCACAUCUGUAUUCAUCCGAGACGCAAUCGCUUCUCAGCAGCCCUUCGCCUGAUUACUUCAGUACCCGGCAUUCAACUGCACAUACGACCGAUAACGAAGCGACCGAAGACGAGUACGCCUCGUCGCUAAAUUCUAGCGUCGGUCGCCAGAAAGGAGCACGCUACGCCGCAUUGGCGGCGACAGAAGAACAGAACGACUACCAAGUGACCUUAUACCGCGAUAAGGUGCUAACUCAAACCGUGGUAUUCACUUUCGUUGCUGCUUUUAUCCUCUUACUUGUCUCUGGGGUAUUGGUAGCAACAGGCCGGCAUAAGCUUCGACUCGAAGUCGACGCCGGCGUUACGGUCGGAUCCGUAGCAAGUUUGUUCUGCGCCUGCAUGGGCUUAGGUGCCAUGUUAUAUCGUCAGUACCCCGUCAGCAUUCUGUACAGUAUUGCAGUCUGGACCGCGUUCAUGGCUGUGUGUGCCCUGAAUGGCAUGUUGCUUGUAUUAGUAGUGGGGAGUAACGGGUUAUGAAAGUAACCAAUCGCCACCAAUUGAUUUUGGCCUCGGCUGGGAUUUGUCUUACGUUAGGUGUUUUGUGGCGUUCUGUGGGGUGAUGUAUUAGAGAGGGACGGGUAUACCUCGCAUACACGAGGUUACAUACCAUGGUACAUAUGUGUACUCUCGCCUUACCACUGUGAGGUUUUGGGGAAAUAGGGGGGGUAUAAUAGAGAUUGCUAUCGGAGGGCUAGGCUCAUCCAGAACGUAAGGUCUCGUUUCUUCAACGGGUUCACGUUUUUCCUAUCCAUAUUGCGUUAUAUGCUUGUUUCGAAGCGGCACGAUACCAUACAUAGAUUUCGGGUUCGCGAGCCUGUUCGUAGGUAGCUGUUUGAUUUUAGGGAAACGCGAUUAUGUUGCGGCUCGCUGCCGCUGCCGCUGCCGCUGGUGCAAUUUGCAUUUGUACAUGAGUACCUAGGUUAGGUAGGCAUCAAUAAAAUAUUAUUACGAUA